UGGGCAGGUCGCAGUCAGUGCCGGGGCAGACACCUACAUCCCCGGAUUGGCCAUCAUGUGCGGAGCCACGACCUCCCUCAUCUUCCUCGGUGUGCAUUUCUUCAUCACCAGGAUCCAGGUGGACGACCCCCUGCAGGUCAUCCCAGUUUACCUGACCAGUGGAGCCUGGGGCCUCCUGUACGCAGGCCUGUUCUCAGACCAGGGCGUUCUGGGUGGCAGAGGACAGCAAGGGAUUCGCAACAAUGGCGUCGCCAUGCUGGUGCUGUUCCUGUGGGCGGUGGCCAUCAUGCACCCCCUGUUCUGCGUCUUUAAGUUCUUCAGGGUGCUGCGGGUGCCUCGCUUCAUGGAGAAGCACGGGAUCGAUAAGUACAGGCAUGAACUGAGACACCCCCACGGCACCAGGAAGUGGCUCAACUAGGACUGACCCUCGGGGCAGAGUGAGAGCAGGCCAGGACAGGCCCCGCAGAAGGAACAGCCCACCUCCCACGCUGUCAGCACACAGCCUCUCCCCUUUGUUUCCACCAGGAGCCAGCCCAGGGCAGUCAGGGCUGGUGCGGUGUCUGUACAUCUCAGAAACCUGGCAGCUGUAUACCCCAGACCAGUGCCGGCUGGUAACGUACUGGCAGGGAGUUUCCAACACCCCCUGCAGACAUAUCUCCAUUUCCCAGAAUGUUCCAAAAACAAACUGAAGCAAUAGGCAAGUAAUCUUAUCUUACCAUUUGCAUUUCAUUUCCUCUGCGGGUUAUUCCUAGUAUUUUAGCGGUAUCUGGUGGGUUAAGGUGCUGGAGGGGGUAUCCUUUCAGUGACCCCAUUGUCGAAAACCAUUAGCUACUGACGCAGAGAGCGCAUUUUGUAGUAUGCUUUCUAAAGACUUUUCUCUCUCUUCCAAGUUCAUUUUUGCUCAGGGCUUUAUUUCAACAAUUCUUGCUGAUUUACUAUAGAUCCUCUUUUUUAUUAAAAAUGUCUGUGAAGAGUUCAAAGUAGCAGUGUCCUGGAGUGGAGAAUGGCUUUGGAAGGGUUUUGUUGGUCCUGAGGGAAAACAAGGGCAAUUUUCAGUGUAUUUUUUCCACUUUUUCCUUGACCCUUUCAAGUUAGUUCCCUUGUCUAUAUGAAUGAGUUCUGGGGUGUUUUUGACUUCAUUGUGUUGCGAGUCGAGUUGCUAAUGAAAAGCACAACUGGUAUUUACGAAACGGUUCUUAAUGAAAUUGUGGUUUUAUUUUCUGUACACAAAUAAAAAUCAGCCCUGCUGCCUGCAGAGAA
Molecule: messenger RNA, 1260 nt
Organism: Lepisosteus oculatus (spotted gar)
Lineage: Eukaryota; Metazoa; Chordata; Actinopteri; Semionotiformes; Lepisosteidae
Source: RefSeq, a predicted model, not a curated record